ACAAAGAUGCAGGCAACAAAUAUUACUUGUAGCACUCAAAUCUUAACUCAAAGCAUUAAGCUUGAUAAUGAAUUAAAACCUCAUAUUCCAGUUAAAGAAAUAAUUGCUCAAAGGUUUCGAAAUCAAAGAAUACACGCAAUUUCUGUUGAUUAUGAUGACUCUCCAAACCCUAAAAAAACCGUCCUUAAAAAUCCAGUCAGUUCAAAUGGUUUUGUAGCAGCCAUUUUCCAUGCAUAUAACCAUCAUCAACAUUUACGCUUGAGUCCAGAUGAUGUUUGGCUUACAAUUGCUCAAGGCGUUAGUCGUCACAUUAAUUAUAAUGCCGAAAAAUUUCGAUCAAGAUUCGUUAAACAUGAAGGGCAAAAAGAAAUCAUAAUAUUUGGUGACGAUAUUAUAUACGUAAAUAGUCUUAAAAAUACAUAUGAAGGGAAUUGGCCAGAGGUUUUAAAUAGAUUUACAACAGAAGUUGACAAGCAUGUAGAGAAAAUCGACCUAGCACAAUUAUUAGUAUGCAAUUUCUCGACAACAACAACAAAUUCCUUGACAGCAAGUCGCAUCGUGAUGUUAGAUACGGUUAAGGCCUAUUUCAAGUUUACUGUUUUUAUGGGUUGCGGAAUUCCAAAGGUUACGCUUGACGGCACUCUUGAAGAUUGGACAAAACUUCAAGAAAAAGUUAUACAAUUAAGAAAAUUAAAUUUAGAAUUAGACUUUUGGUUAGAUCGUCUUGAACCUGUGCUUUGGAAUCUUGUAGCUACUUAUCGUGGUGAAAUUGAUGAAGAUUUUUGGAGUCGAAUUAUGAAUGUACAUGUAAACUAUGGUUCAGGAGGUGAUUCGCAUUCUACUGUAACGGGAUGGAUUUUAGGUUUCUUUCCAUAUAAUCGUCAGGGAACAGCUUUAGGAAGCAAUUCCAUAAAACUUGGGGAUUUUCCGCACGGUACCGUUGGAGUUCCUUUUAAAGUUGAAGAUAACGGCCUUUCCUAUUCUUUAAAGUUUAUUGCGGGAUUUAUUGGUGCCAAUCAAGAAAUUUCAGAUGGUGAAUCGAUCGUUUCUCCAGUGAUUGGAUGGUCUAUUAUUGAUGAUGAUUCUAAUGAUCCUAAUAAUGAAGAAAACUUUUGGACUGCUCAUAAUCAUC
Molecule: messenger RNA, 1132 nt
Organism: Scutellospora calospora
Lineage: Eukaryota; Fungi; Glomeromycota; Glomeromycetes; Diversisporales; Gigasporaceae
Source: the annotation of a GenBank genome assembly